This is a messenger RNA of Rhododendron vialii, 1955 nucleotides long. Its product is annotated as transcription factor bHLH90-like. The coding region runs from base 209 to 1669 and encodes 486 amino acids. The transcript is spliced from 8 exons. NCBI's taxonomy places the organism in Eukaryota, Viridiplantae, Streptophyta, Magnoliopsida, Ericales, Ericaceae. Gene Ontology annotation, biological process: regulation of DNA-templated transcription. Gene Ontology annotation, cellular component: nucleus. Gene Ontology annotation, molecular function: sequence-specific DNA binding; protein dimerization activity; DNA-binding transcription factor activity. The record is from RefSeq and is a predicted model, not a curated record.
ACAGAGAGAGAGAGAGAAAGAGAGGGAGAGAGAGUACAGUGUGCUUCUGACACAGAUUUGGUACUGAACAAGAGGAUACUCUAUUCUACCUUUAGGAAAAAGUUGGUUAGCAUUGUCUUCUGGGAUUUACUUUCCACCAUCCCCAGCAAAAAGUGUUAAGAAGGUGAACAAAGGGCUGUUGCUGAAAAACUUUAGAGAGAGAGACGACAUGGGAGUUCUUGACAGAGCACUUGAGUGGCUAAGGCCCUUUGUUGGGACUAAAAUUUGGGACUACUGUGUGGUUUGGAAACUAGGAGACGACCCCUCAAGGUACAUUGAAUGGGUUGGCUGCUGCUGUGGUGGUGCUUAUGGUGAUUCAAAUGGCAUCAAAAUCAAAGAGGAAAGGCCAGAGGGAAAACCCCAGUUGCUAAUUCCCCAAUGCAGGGACACUCACAUUCAGCAUCCUGCUAAUACCAAGGCUUGUUUGGCCCUCUCUCACUUUCCUCCUUCCAUUCCCUUGUAUUCUGGGGUACAUGGGGAGGCAGUGCUAUCAACAGAACCAAAGUGGCUUAGCUGCACCAAGGACUCAGAUUCAAAUCAGUCGCAUAAAUCAGAUGGAACGCAAGUGUUGAUCCCAGUUGUUGGUGGUCUUAUUGAGCUCUUUAGCACAAAGCAUUUACCCAGAGAUCAAAAGAUAAUAGCGUUCAUCGUAUCACAGUAUAACAACAGAAUGGAGCAAGAUUCCAUAACUGCAAAGAGCUGUUCCAAUAUGCGCUUCAAUGUACAAUCUCACGAUACAUUACCUGGUGCACAUUACCCGGUGAACAAUUGGCCAGCUCCAUUUGAAGCCAGAAAGUUUUUCCCAAGGCUACCAUUUCUUCCCCCAGUAUCCCAACUCAAUCUCCAUCCUACACUUGAAGGAUCAUCCACCGGUUCCAAUCCUUCAAAUGAACACUCAAUAUCCUUCAAUUCGGGUUCUGUUCAUGUGUCUCCAAACGUGUCUGUGAAUGGAACAUUUGGCGAAGACCCAACGAACGACAAGUCCAACAAAUGUAGGAAUCUGUCACCAAAGCAAGAUCACUUGGUUGAGACAGAUAAAUUAAAGUCUAAGCAAAGGAUGGAAAAAGAACAAUACCAUUCAAAGAAUCUGGUUACGGAAAGAAACAGGAGGAGAAGGAUUAAGGAUGGGCUGUUUGCCUUACGUGCUUUAGUCCCCAAGAUUUCCAAGAUGGAUAGAGCUGCAAUAGUAGGAGAUGCUAUCGAAUACAUUGAGGAAUUGCACAAGAAUGUGAAGGACCUUAAGGCUGAGCUUGGGGAAAUGGAAGAAGUGGAAUGCAAGAAGAAAAACGAUGUGUUGGUGAUCCCAAAAUUGAAUGCUAAAAAAGGCACCAAAACCUCAACUACUACUGCUGAUGAAAAAGGAAAAAUGGAGGUGCAAGUGGAAGUACACCAGAUUGGGACAAGAGAUUUCUUUGUUAAGCUAUUGUGUACGCAAAAAACAGGAGGGUUUGCGAGAUUGAUGGAGGCUAUGCAUUCCAUAGGACUACAAGUUGUUGAUGCCAAUGUUACAACACACAAUGGCAAGGUCUUGAACAUUCUAAAAGUAGAGGUAAACAAAAUGGAGGUAGUUCAGCCGAAGAGACUGAAAGAUUCAUUGACCCAGCUGAUAAGAAAGACGUUGCAACAGUAGAUCGCAGCCAUUCGAUAAAACAAAGAAGAGAACAAAGUGAUAAUCAAAGGAACAGUCAGAUGGAAGGAAUUGAGCGGUCUCUAUGCUCAUAUUUGUCGGUUACGUUAGGUUCUUGUUUUGUCAGCCUGAUUGGAAAACAAGCUUGUUGCUAUGUCAUUUUUUUCCCUUUCUGCUUCUAAACUAUAUGUCAUAUGACCUGAUGCUUAAUUAUCACCCUUUUGGUCUAGUUUUUCAUUUCUGGAAAAAAUACAGUAACGUGUCUGAUUCAUUUUGAUGGUUUUCGAAA